GACAAGUUUGCGGUUCCCUGAAGUCCUCCUGGCACAUAAAGCCUCCAACAGGGGCCUGGCAGGAUCUGGCUGUGUGCCCCCAGGGCCAGGCUGAGGAGCAAGGAGUCACACUGGUCCGGGGACAGACAGUGGACAGAGUAUGCCUGAGGACACAGGAACCUGUGGCAGGACAUGAUGCCACCUCUGCUGCUGCUGCCACCAUGGAGUGAGAAACCUAGAUAGUCAUCACGGGUCACAUUGCCCUCACCUGCCACCAGCCUAAAACACGCACCCCUGCCUGCCCCCUGAUGCUUGCAGUGGGGCCCGCCAUGGAUGGGGAAUACCCUCCGCAUGAGCUACCACCAGCUGGUGGUAUCCAGCUGCAGACUCCUCUUUUGCACUGCCCGUGGUGGGGCAGCUUCUCGCAGGCGGCGUACCCCUCCUUCUCCAGUGAAAGCCAACACCUCAUAGGUUCCUCGUCGUUCCUCGGUGGCCAGCCAUGCCCAGACACCAGCUACCCACCUGUGGCCACUAUCCCCAGCUUCCUGCCAAAGAGCAGUGACUUUCCUCAGGACCCUUCAUACCUCGAGGACCUCUCCAACACCUCCAUCUUCUCAUCCUCCGUGGACUCCCUGUCGGACAUUGUGGACACACCUGACUUCCUGCCAGCGGACAGCCUCAGCCAGGUGCCUACCAUCUGGGAUGUUAGCACCUCAUCUUCCCACAACAAGCUGUUCCUGCCCAGUGGACCAUAUUCCAGCCUUGAGGAUCCUGUGACCUCACUCCCCAACACUCCACUUCUCAUUAGCUAUCAGUCUCAGAGCCAGCCCGAUGAAGAAGAGGAAGGGGAGGAUGAGGAGGAACCUGCUGAGGAGUUGGGCCACACUGAGACCUACGCUGAUUACGUGCCAUCCAAAUCCAAGAUCGGGAGACAACACCCAGACCGCGUGGUGGAGACCAGCACCCUGUCCAGUGUGCCGCCCCCUGACAUUACGUACACACUGGCAUUGCCCACCUCAGACAGUGGGUCCCUGUCCGCACUGCAGCUGGAAGCCAUCACCUAUGCUUGCCAGCAACAUGAGGUUCUGCUGCCCAGUGGGCAGCGUGCUGGCUUCCUGAUUGGAGAUGGGGCUGGCGUGGGCAAGGGCCGCACGGUGGCUGGCAUCAUCGUGGAAAACUUUAUGCGUGGCAGGAGGAAGGCACUAUGGUUCAGUGUCUCCAACGACCUCAAAUACGACGCAGAGCGGGACCUGCGAGACAUUGAGGCCCCAGGCAUCGCUGUGCAUGCACUGAGCAAGAUCAAGUAUGGGGACAACACUACCUCAGAGGGUGUUCUGUUUGCCACCUACUCCGCCCUGAUUGGGGAGAGCCAGGUGGGCGGGCAGCACCGCACACGCCUACGGCAGAUCCUGCAGUGGUGUGGAGAGGCCUUCGAUGGUGUGAUUAUAUUUGAUGAGUGCCACAAAGCUAAGAACGCAAGCUCCACCAAGAUGGGUAAGGCUGUGCUGGACCUGCAGAACAAGCUGCCCCUGGCCAGGGUGGUCUACGCAAGCGCCACAGGUGCCUCUGAGCCCCGAAAUAUGAUCUACAUGAGCCGUCUGGGGAUUUGGGGCGAAGGCACGCCCUUCCGGACUUUCGAGGAGUUCCUUCAUGCUGUAGAGAAGAGGGGAGUGGGCGCCAUGGAGAUUGUGGCCAUGGACAUGAAAGUCAGCGGUAUGUACAUAGCUCGCCAGCUCAGCUUCUCCGGGGUCACCUUCCGCAUUGAGGAGAUCCCGCUGCCCCCCGCAUUCGAGCAGGUCUACAACCGGGCAGCCCUGCUGUGGGCCGAGGCACUGGGUGUGUUCCAGCAGGCAGCUGACUGGAUUGGCCUGGAGUCGCGAAAGUCACUGUGGGGCCAGUUUUGGUCAGCACACCAGCGAUUCUUCAAGUACCUAUGCAUCGCGGCCAAAGUGCACCGGGUAGUUGAGUUGGCUCGGGAGGAGCUGGCCCGGAACAAGUGCGUCGUCAUCGGUCUGCAGUCCACAGGCGAGGCACGGACACGUGAGGUGCUGGGCGAGAAUGAGGGACACCUCGACUGCUUUGUCUCAGCUGCAGAGGGCGUCUUCCUGUCCCUCAUCCAGAAGCACUUUCCUUCUGGCAGGAGAAGGCGGGACCGAGGAGGGACUAGUAAGAGGAAACGGCGGCCACGGGGCCGUAAUUCCAAGGUCCCCAGGCUGGCACUGGAGGCAGCGGGUGUGAUUCGCAUCAGUGACGGUAGUAGCACUGAGUCAGAUGCUGGUCUGGACAGCGAUUUCAACUCCUCCCCAGAGUCACUGGUAGAUGACGAUGUGGUUAUCGUGGAUGCCACCGGGAUCCCCAUGGAUGACCGGGGCCCCCUGAGCUCCCUGCAGAAGGACACGCAGGGCCCUGGCACCUUGGAGUGCGUGGAGCGACUGAAGCGGGGCCUACUGACCAAAGUGCGAGCACUGGGCCGGGAGCUGCCUGUUAACACGUUAGAUCAGCUCAUCCACCAGCUUGGGGGCCCUGAGUGCGUGGCCGAGAUGACUGGCAGGAAAGGCCGUGUUGUGUCAAGGCCCGAUGGGACAGUGGUCUUUGAGUCGCGGGCAGAGCAGGGCCUGUCCAUCGACCACGUAAACCUCAGGGAGAAGCAGCGAUUCAUGAGUGGCGAGAAGCUUGUGGCCAUCAUCUCAGAAGCCUCCAGCUCGGGGGUUUCCCUGCAAGCCGACCGCCGCGUAGAGAACCAGCGACGCCGGGUGCACAUGACGCUGGAGCUGCCCUGGAGCGCAGACCGCGCCAUCCAGCAGUUUGGCCGCACCCACCGCUCCAACCAGGUCUCCGCACCGGAGUACGUCUUCCUCAUCUCGGAGCUGGCAGGAGAGCGUCGCUUUGCCUCCAUCGUGGCCAAGAGGCUGGAGAGUCUGGGUGCCCUGACCCACGGGGACCGCCGCGCCACUGAGUCCCGCGACCUGAGCAAGUACAACUUUGAGAACAAGUAUGGGGCCCGCGCGCUCAGUUCCGUGCUCAGCACCAUUCUUGGCCACACAGACAACCAGGUACCACUGCCCAGGGGCUACCCCGGCGGGGACGCCGCUUUCUUCAGAGACAUGAAACAGGGCCUGCUGUCGGUGGGCAUAGGCGGGCGGGAGUCGCGCACUGGCUGCCUGGAUGUGGAAAAGGACUGUUCCAUCCCCAAGUUCCUCAACCGCAUCCUGGGGCUGGAAGUGCACAAGCAGAACGCACUAUUCCAGUAUUUCUCAGAUACCUUCGACCACCUCAUCGCUGUGGACAAGAAGGAGGGCAGAUAUGACAUGGGCAUCCUAGACCUGGCUCCUGGCACAGAGGAGAUCUAUGAAGAGAGCCAGCAGGUGUUCCUGGCACCAGGGCACCCACAGGAUGGACAGGUGAUUUUCUACAAGAUCAGCGUGGACAGAGGCCUGAGGUGGGAGGAGGCCUUCGCGAAGUCACUGGAGCUUACAGGACCUUAUGACGGCUUCUACCUCUCUUACAAGGUACGUGGCAACAAGACAAGCUGCCUCCUGGCAGAGCAGAACCGUGGUGCACACUUCACUGUGUACAAGCCCAACAUAGGCCGUCAGAGCCAGCUGGAGACCCUGGACAGCCUGUGCCGCAAGUUCCACCGGGUCACAGCAGAGGAGGCCAGGGAGCCUUGGGAGAGCAGCUACGCCUUCUCGCUGACACACUGUAGCCACACAGCCUGGAACCAGCAGUGCAGGCUGGCACAGGAAGGCAAGGACUGUGCCCAGGGGCUGCGCCUGAGGCACUACUAUAUGCUGUGCGGGGCGCUGCUGCGCGUGUGGGGGCGCGUGGCUGCAGUCGUGGCAGAUGUGAGCAGCAGCAGCUACCUGCAGGUGGUGCGCCUGCGCACCAAGGACCAGAAGAAGCAAGUGGGCAUCAAGAUCCCUGAGGCCUGUGUGCACCGCGUGCUGCAGGAGCUGCGGAUCAUGGACGCUGAUGUCAAGCGCCGCCAGGCCUGUGACCAGAGCCUGGCCUCACACCCGCCCACCCCACGCCCCAUCUCACUGCCCUGUGGCCCAGGCGAGGUGCUGGACCUGACUUACAGCCCACCGCCUGAAGUCUUCCCGCCUCCCAACGGCUUCCCUUCCCAGCCUCGCUUUGCCUUCCCACCACCACCGCCACUGCCACAGGAGCCAAGCACGCUGCUGCUGGGGGCACGGGACUCCACAACCGACCCCGUGGCCUUGGCCUUGACACACCAGAGCUGCGACAUCAACUUCAGGGAGGUGCUGGAGGACAUGCUGCGCUCGCUGCGAGCGGGGCCGGCGGAGACUCCGGCACCACUAGCGAGCACUGAGCGCCAGAGUGUCAUCCAUUUUAGCCCACCCUUCAACUCUUAGGCAGCUCCACCCUCCGCCCCGCGCUGCAUGGCAGCCCCUCCUCUCACUACUGAGGGCGCCAGGCCACAGUGCCUUCCCCUACAGGUGCAGGACCUCCGGGGUUCCCCUGCGCUGCUGGGGAUCACCAAGCGUAGGACUCUGGAAGUCAAAGCCCCAGGCUGGUGGUCCCAAGAGCCGCAAACUCAGGAAAGCCGGUGCUCAGGCCCCGCGUACUGUGGGCUCCGCGGGGCAGACCUCCUUAAUAUAUGCAAUCCCUGCUCCCUAAAUUAUUAUCCACCUGCCUCUGCAAGCCUGAGGCCCCCGGGCAUGCAGACCAGGUGUCUGUAUUUAUAAGGAAGUCGAGUGUACAUAUGUGAAGACCUUUUUUAAAUAUA
Molecule: messenger RNA, 4729 nt
Organism: Jaculus jaculus (lesser Egyptian jerboa)
Lineage: Eukaryota; Metazoa; Chordata; Mammalia; Rodentia; Dipodidae
Gene: Sbno2
Product: strawberry notch homolog 2
Exons: 32
Coding region: 288-4355 (1355 amino acids)
Biological process (GO): regulation of DNA-templated transcription
Cellular component (GO): nucleus
Molecular function (GO): chromatin DNA binding; histone binding
Source: RefSeq, a predicted model, not a curated record